AUGCCGUUCAUGCUGAUGAAGUUCAACCUGCAGAAGCGGGUGAAGCUGGCUCAGGGUCUGUGGAUGAUCUAUUGGCUCUCGGUCAUCGUGGGGAUCCUCAUCUUCAGCCUCGGCCUCUUUUUCAAGAUCGAGCUGCGGAAACGAAGUGAGAUGAUGGACAAUAACGAGAGCCACUUAGUGCCCAACCUGCUGAUCCUGGUGGGCUUGCUGGCCUGCGGGGUCAACGCCUUUGGAGGAAAGGUGUGCCACGACUCUCUGGACCCGGUCAAGUUCUCCAAGUGGAAGCCGAUGCUGAAGACGUACCUGCUGCUGUGCUGCGGCUUUAACGCACUGCUGCUGCUGACGGCGCUGCUUUGCUUCCUCAUGCAGUUCGCCAUGUACCUGACGCUGGCCGAGGGCCUGAAGAAUAGCAUCAAGUUCUACAAGGACACGGACACGCCGGGACGCUGCUUCAUGAAGAGGACGCUGGACAUGACGCAGAUCGAGUUCCGCUGCUGUGGAAACAACAACUUCAGGGACUGGUUCGAGGUUCAGUGGAUCAGCAACCGCUACCUGGACAUGAGCAACGACCAGGUCAAAGAUCGUGUCCUCAGUAACGUGGAGGGGAAGUACCUGAUGGACAGCGUCCCAUUCAGCUGCUGUAACCCCGGCUCCCCGCGGCCCUGCAUCCAGCACCACCUGACCAAUAACUCCGCCCACUAUGACUAUGACCACCGCAUCGAGGAGCUCAACAUCUGGACCCGUGGUUGCCGCGAGGCGCUCUUCUCCUACUUCAGCAGCAUGAUGACCAGCAUCGGAGUGCUCAUCAUCGCCACCAUCUUCCUGGAGUCGGCGGACAUGGCGGGGUUAAAGUACCUCACCACGGCUCUUGAGACGAUGGAGGACCCUGAGAACCCCGAGUGUGAGAGUGAAGGCUGGCUGCUGGAGAAAGGCGUGAAGGAGACGUUCGACGAGCUGCUGGCCAAGCUGAAGACGUUGGGCCAGGCCAACCAGGUGGGGGAGGGUGCAGCUGAGGCCGCCACCUGAGAGCCCCGCCCACCACCAAGGACUGGGGUCCCCCCCUCCUCCCCCCUCUCCCCCAGAAAUCAGGGCGUCAGAGAGGAGAGGUGUUCUCCUCUGUCUGUACAUACGCCAUGGUAACAGUGUUACAACACCAAUAUCACACACACGCACACACACACACACACACACACGCAAACACACACACGCACACGUUCAAAGUGAACAAGUCAUUUAAAGUUUGUGAAUGUCAAUAUUUUCCGAUCUGUAAAUAGUUGAACAGAGUUUAUUUUUAAACAGGAGGGACAGAAACCUACUGCUGUAAAUAAUAAAACCUCUGGGAUGGAAUAUUUUCAAUAAUAUACUAAUAUUUAA
This is a messenger RNA of Plectropomus leopardus (leopard coralgrouper), 1374 nucleotides long. It is a transcript of the gene prph2b, whose product is annotated as peripherin 2b (retinal degeneration, slow). Lineage: Eukaryota; Metazoa; Chordata; Actinopteri; Perciformes; Serranidae. The record is from RefSeq and is a predicted model, not a curated record. Gene Ontology annotation, cellular component: plasma membrane. Gene Ontology annotation, biological process: visual perception.